Messenger RNA from Ectocarpus siliculosus, 973 nucleotides. The record is from the annotation of a GenBank genome assembly. NCBI's taxonomy places the organism in Eukaryota, Phaeophyceae, Ectocarpales, Ectocarpaceae.
AUGAAGCCGAACAACGACGGGGAGCCCCGCAAAAGGAGUAGGUUGACCAGGCAGGCGUGCGAUUCGUGCGCGAAAAAGAAGCGACAGUGUACAGGGGAUACGCCGUGCCAGCGUUGUAAACGGACGGGAGUUGAGUGCGUCUACUCUGUCAAAGCGAUUGUGCGGAAACGAUCUAGAGACGGCGGUGAGGGUGGCAAGAAGGUUUCAUCGAGAACAAAAUCGGCGCCGCCGGCGUCGCCAUCGCCAGCAUCGUCGACCACGACUUUUGCUUCGGCAACGGCCUUGCCUGGGCCGGCGACCCAAGUCUCGUGUGGAACGGGACUGGGUGGGUUGGACGAGAGUCGCUACCUGUCCAUCUUCUUGGUGGAGUGUUGCCCAAUGUACCCUUGCGCAGACGAUGCGUCAAUUCGCGACGGCCUCAUGCACGAGUUCGUGGGGCUCGCCAACCGCGACUCGCAGGAGGCUCUCCAGGGAGCGGAGGCGAUGAGAGGGCAGGCGCUGUCCUGCUCCCUCUUCUCGUGCGUCGCUCUGGGCGGCCUGAUCAGCGGGUGCCCCCCCGCCGCCGUCGCCCCGCACAUGACCACAGCGCGAGCCUGCGUCGCCAAGUUCGGCGGCCUCUCGGACCGCUACGCGGUGUCGGCGCUCAUCCUGUACGCCAUGGCGAGCGAGUACGUCGGAGGGCAGGGCCCCGGGACGGAGUACGCCAAGGGGAUGGAGGCCGCCAGGGCGAUCUUUGAGGGCCUCCCCGCCAAGGACAAGGACCCUGUGCUGUCGGCGGUGCUGGCGCACUUUAUGGUCCUCGAGGGCUUGCCGCUGCUGCGGCUCGUAGAGACGAACGCUCCCACGACUAACGCCGCCAAUAGGUGCAACAGCGGCGGCGUCGGAGAGGGGAUGGGGGGCGCCCCGGUCGGCUGGAGCACGGGCGGCAGCAACCGAACUCCUCCGGGCAGUGGAGGUGUUCAUCAUGGCGGCG